Myiozetetes cayanensis is the source of this 1852-nucleotide messenger RNA. It is a transcript of the gene ATP6V1C2, whose product is annotated as ATPase H+ transporting V1 subunit C2. Gene Ontology annotation, molecular function: proton-transporting ATPase activity, rotational mechanism. Gene Ontology annotation, biological process: proton transmembrane transport. NCBI's taxonomy places the organism in Eukaryota, Metazoa, Chordata, Aves, Passeriformes, Tyrannidae. The record is from RefSeq and is a predicted model, not a curated record. Gene Ontology annotation, cellular component: vacuolar proton-transporting V-type ATPase, V1 domain; lysosomal membrane. The transcript is spliced from 12 exons. The coding region runs from base 570 to 1718 and encodes 382 amino acids.
UUCCUCCAGCUCUUCCUAUCCAGGCUGGGAAGAAAAAACAGGGGAAAGCAAUAUUCCAUUCUUUGCCAGUGACAUCUUUUGCAGCCUUUAUGUUCAGCAGAGGUCUUGCUUUCAGUUUUCCCUACAAGUGUCCAACAAUUUGAGAAUGAAUAUUUAUCAAGCAGAAAUGUUUUAUUACAUUUGGGUGGUUUGGUGAAGUCCCCAGACUGCCCAAUGGAGACUGGACAUACAGCGCAAGGCAAAUGGAACAGGCUGGGAGGGAAAAGGGGAGGAGGAAGAUUCAUUUCUUUAUUCAGAAACUGGAUGGAUGAACCCUGAGAAGGAAAGAACAGCCACACUCUUUCCGUGACAUUCUGGGGAAGGUCAUGUUCCAUUUCAGCCUGAGACAUAGGACUGACUCACUCUCCUACUGUUUCUGAAAGAAAAAAAAAGAAGGAAGAAAAAAAAAUCAGUGAUCUGUUCUAACUCUUUUGUUUUUAGGGAAGAGCACUCUUUGUGCAGUUCUUUAUUAAGCACUUAGCUGCUUUGAGUUUCUACAGUGACCAGGAGUGAAGGGAAAAUACUAGAUAAUGUCGGAGUUCUGGCUAAUUUCUGCUCCAGGAGACAAAACAAAUCUACAGGCAUGGGAGAGAAUGAACACUGUGACAUCUAAAUCCAACCUGUCCAGCAACAGCAAAUUCCAUAUUCCAGACUUAAAGGUGGGGACACUGGAUGCUCUUGUUGGUCUGUCAGAUGAGUUGGGAAAACUUGAUAGCUUUGCUGAAAGCAUAAUAAAGAAAAUAGCUCAGUACAUAGGAGAAGUUAUGGAGGACUCAAAAGAUAAAGUCCAAGAAAAUCUUCUGGCCAAUGGAGUUGACCUAAUUAGCUACUUGACACGGUUUGAGUGGGACAUGGCCAAAUAUCCCAUAAAGCAGCCGCUGAAGAAUAUAUCAGAAGCAUUAGCAAAGCAAGUGACUCAAAUAGAAACAGACCUAAAGACCCGAUCAGCUGCAUACAACAACAUUAAAGGAAAUUUGCAAAGCCUGGAGAAAAAAACCAUGGGAAAUCUGCUGACCCGGACCCUGGCAGACAUAGUGCAUAAAGAAGACUUUGUUCUGGAUUCUGAGUAUCUUAUCACGCUGCUCGUCGUGGUGCCAAAGUCAAGCUAUGUACAGUGGCAGAAGACCUAUGAAUCCCUCUCAGAUAUGGUAGUGCCUCGCUCCACCAAAAUGAUUGCUGAGGAUGCAGAGGGAGGACUCUUCACCGUGACCUUAUUUAGAAAAGUGAUGGAUGACUUCAAGGCUAAAGCCAGGGAAAACAGGUUCAUAGUUCGAGAAUUUUAUUAUGAUGAGAAGGAGCUGAAAUGUGAAAAGGAAGAGCUGAUGAAAUUAGCUUCUGAUAAGAAACAACAAUAUGGCCCAUUACUGCGCUGGCUGAAAGUGAACUUCAGUGAAGCAUUUGUAGCUUGGAUUCAUGUGAAAGCCUUGAGAGUUUUUGUUGAAUCUGUCCUGAGGUAUGGCCUCCCAGUAAAUUUCCAAGCAAUGCUGUUGCAGCCAAAUAGGAAGUCUGUAAAACGCCUGAGAGACGUCCUAAACGUGGUCUUCAAACACCUGGAUGAAGUUGCAGCAGCAAGUAUAAUGGAUCCUGGCAUGGACAUCCCUGGCUUACAACUGAGUAAUCAAGAAUACUAUCCUUAUGUCUAUUUCAAGAUUGACCUCAGUCUUCUUGACUGCAGUUAAAGAAAAAUUGCUCAAAUUUCAUCUAUUAAUUUUCAAGACUCUUAAUGUUAUAGUAAAACAAUCUUCAGCUGCUGAAAGUCAAAUUAAAAUGCAGAUGCUGUAGCAGGAUGAUCUUCCUUCUACUUCCAAUAAUU